AUGAGCGACGAGGUUUACGACGGUGCCAUCGGUAUCGAUCUUGGUACCACCUACUCUUGCGUUGCCAACUACGACGGUAACAAUGUCGAGAUCAUCGCCAACGAGCAGGGUUCUUUCACCACCCCUUCUUUCGUCUCCUUCACUGCUGAGGAGCGUCUGAUCGGUGAGGCCGCCAAGAACCAGGCCGCCAUGAACCCCGCCAACACCGUCUUCGAUGUUAAGCGUUUGAUCGGUCGUAGAUUCGAUGACCCCACCGUCAAGAAGGAUAUCGAGUCGUGGCCCUUCAAGAUCACCGACAACAACGGUUCCCCCAUGGUCCAGGUCGAGUACCUCGGCGAGACCAAGACUUUCUCCCCCCAGGAGAUCUCCUCCAUGGUCCUCCUGAAGAUGAAGGAGGUCGCUGAGACCAAGCUCGGCAAGAAGGUCGCUAAGGCCGUCGUCACCGUCCCCGCCUACUUCAACGACAACCAGCGUCAAGCCACCAAGGACGCCGGUGCCAUCUCUGGCCUCAACGUUCUCCGUAUCAUCAACGAGCCCACCGCUGCCGCCAUUGCCUACGGUCUCGGUUCCGGCAAGUCCGAGAAGGAGCGCAACGUCCUCAUCUACGAUCUCGGUGGUGGUACUUUCGAUGUUUCCCUCCUCCACAUCCAGGGUGGUGUCUUCACUGUCAAGGCCACCGCUGGUGACACCCACUUGGGUGGCCAGGACUUCGACACCAACCUCCUUGACCACUUCAAGAAGGAAUUCACCAGAAAAACCAAGAAGGAUCUGUCCGGUGACGCCCGUGCUCUCCGUCGUCUGAGAACUGCUUGCGAGCGUGCCAAGCGUACUCUAUCCAACGGUACCCAGGCUACUGUCGAGAUCGACUCCCUCUUCGACGGCGAGGACUUCAACGCCAACAUCACCCGUGCUCGUUUCGAGGACAUCAACGCCAAGGCCUUCAACGGCACCAUCCAGCCCGUUGAGCAGGUCCUCAAGGACGCCAACAUUGAGAAGUCAAAGGUUGACGAGAUCGUCCUUGUUGGUGGUUCCACCCGUAUUCCCCGCAUCCAGAAGCUCCUUUCCGACUUCUUCAACGGCAAGAAGCUCGAGAAGAGCAUCAACCCCGAUGAGGCUGUUGCCUACGGUGCCGCCGUCCAGGCCGGUAUCCUCUCCGGAAAGGCCACCUCUGCCGACACCGCCGACCUCCUCCUCCUCGAUGUCUGCCCUCUCUCCCUCGGUGUUGCCAUGGAGGGUAACAUCUUCGCCCCCGUCGUUCCCCGCGGUACCACCGUUCCCACCAUCAAGAAGCGUACCUUCACCACCGUCGCCGACGGCCAGACUACCGUACAAUUCCCUGUUUAUCAAGGAGAGCGUUCCGAGUGCGCCCACAACACCAGUCUUGGUGAAUUCACUCUUGCUCCCAUCCCCCACAUGCGCGCCGGUGAGGCCGUUCUCGAGUGUGUCUUCGAGGUCGACGUCAACGGUAUUCUGAAGGUCACCGCCACUGAGAAGACCUCUGGACGCAGUGCUAACAUCACCAUCUCCAACUCUGUCGGUAAGCUCAGCUCCGCCGAGAUCGACAAGAUGGUUGAGGAUGCCGCCAAGUUCAAGUCCUCCGACGAGGCCUUCACCAAGAAGUUCGAGUCCCGCCAGCAGCUCGAGUCCUACAUCUCCCGUGUCGAGGAGAUCGUCUCGGACCCCACUCUCUCCCUCAAGCUCAAGCGCAACCAGAAGGAGAAGAUUGAGUCUGCUCUCAGCGACGCCAUGGCCCAGCUCGAGAUCGAGGACUCCUCUGCCGAUGACCUCAAGAAGAAGGAGUUGGCCCUCAAGCGUGUCGUUACCAAGGCCAUGUCCACAAGAUAAACGUCUUGCAUCGUAUGACGGUUUAAUGGGCGUUCUUCUUUCUUCUAGUGUUUUAGAUUGGUACAGCUGGGUUCAAAAAGCUAUGCAUGUUUUUUCUUUAUGAGAUGCAGGUGCCGCUAGCAUGG
Molecule: messenger RNA, 1970 nt
Organism: Aureobasidium pullulans EXF-150
Lineage: Eukaryota; Fungi; Ascomycota; Dothideomycetes; Dothideales; Saccotheciaceae
Product: heat shock protein 70
Exons: 6
Coding region: 1-1845 (614 amino acids)
Biological process (GO): cellular response to unfolded protein; vesicle-mediated transport; protein refolding
Cellular component (GO): cytosol; nucleus; plasma membrane
Molecular function (GO): heat shock protein binding; ATP binding; misfolded protein binding
Source: RefSeq, a predicted model, not a curated record